AAAUCCGAACAGCAACCAAAACAACACUGACUCAUUCCAAAACAAAAAAGUCCAUUAUGCGAAUAGGAACGCACUGUUUUACGAUUCUAUUCUUUUUCUAAGCGUAUUUGAUAAUUCAAUUAGGUUCCUCCAGCAACCAGCCAGUCGCUUUUGCGGUCCAUGCACGAUGGGAAACAUUUUCGGAAAAACUAAAACAAAACCCGUCAGUCGGGUGACGGAGCAGGACAAAGCUGUUCUGCAACUAAAACAACAGCGUGAUAAGCUAAAGCAAUAUCAAAAGCGCAUCGAACUUUCGCUGGAAAAGGAUCGCGAGCUGGCCAAGAAAUGUUUAGCCAGUGGGCGGAAGGAACGUGCCAAAACGUUGCUGCGCAAGAAAAAGUACCAGGAGAAGCUGCUGAGCAAUACGGACGCGCAGCUGGAAACGCUGGAAAAGCUUGCCUCCGACAUUGAGUUCGCACAGGUCGAAGCGCAGGUGGUGAGCGGACUGAAGGUAGGCAACGAGGCGCUUAAGAAGGUCAACGAAAUCCUGUCCAUCGACGAGGUGGAGCAAAUACUGGACGAAACAAGGGAGAGCAUCGAGAAGCAGCAGGAAAUCGACGCCCUGCUCAACGGUGUGCUGAGCGAGGAAGACGAGGACGAGGUGUUGGCCGAGCUGGAGGAUCUUAUCGGUGCGGAGCAGCCAAAGGAGCUGGAAACGGAGGACAUCUCCACCCGGUUGCCCGACGUUCCGGAUGAGGAGCUCGUUCAGGAGCGCAAGCGCAAGGAGAAGGAUACAUCCGGAGCGAGCAAAAAGGUUGCCUUGGAGGCUUAAUGUGGAUGUUUGGGGUAGGCUGCACCUAACACAGGGCCCCCGUGGCUGUUCCGUGGACUGUUGCCAUCGGUUUGUAUGUCGCAAUUUUGCAACGAUUUGUGUAUGCUUCAUAUACAUAUGCCUUUAUGAGCGUUUUAUGUUUUUUUUUCCAAACGUUUUGGAAAAUCUGUGUAAAUAAACAUAUUCUAACUAUGGGAAAGCGGUGCGCAAA
Messenger RNA from Anopheles arabiensis, 1022 nucleotides. It is a transcript of the gene Vps20, whose product is annotated as charged multivesicular body protein 6. NCBI's taxonomy places the organism in Eukaryota, Metazoa, Arthropoda, Insecta, Diptera, Culicidae. Gene Ontology annotation, cellular component: ESCRT III complex; multivesicular body. The transcript has 4 exons. The record is from RefSeq and is a predicted model, not a curated record. The coding region runs from base 167 to 811 and encodes 214 amino acids. Gene Ontology annotation, biological process: late endosome to vacuole transport via multivesicular body sorting pathway; vesicle budding from membrane.